AAAGUGGCCGCCCGCCCGCCCAGCGCUCACCAGUUGGUACCCGCAGGGCGCGUGCGCACUUGUUCCCCAGGAUCUGACAACAUGCCGCUGGUCAUUGUGGUUCACGGAGGAGCUGGUGGAAAUGCUCCUCACCCUGAAGAUCGUCAGGAAAAGUUACGCCAGGGGGUGACCAAAGCUGCUUUGAAGGGAUAUGACAUCCUCAGAGGAGGUGGGCGGGCAGUGGACGCCGUCGAAGGGGCAGUGGUUGUGUUGGAGGAUGAUCCGGAGUUUAAUGCAGGAUGCGGAUCAGUUUUAAACGAGCAAGGUAAAGUAGAAAUGGAUGCAGUUAUAAUGGACGGAAAAGAUCUCUCCUCAGGAGCAGUUUCAGCAGUAAAGCAAAUCGCCAACCCAAUCAAACUCGCCCAUCUCGUAAUGGAAAAGACAAGGCAUACAAUGCUGACAGAUCAAGGGGCAGCACUUUUUGCCAAAGCUAUGGGGGUCCCUGAAAUUCCUGAAGAGCACCUAGUGACAGAACAGAAUUUAAAGCGACUGGAGAAAGCGAAACUUAAAGGGGCCCAGCUACCAGCGUCUGAAAAAGAUCUCGGAACAGUCGGUGCCGUUGCCAUGGACAGCCAAGGAAAUGUGGCCUCUGCCACAUCCACGGGGGGUGUCGUGAAUAAGAUGAUUGGCCGCGUUGGGGACUCACCAUGCAUCGGAUCUGGAGGGUAUGCUGACAAUCACAUAGGUGCCGUAUCUUCCACCGGGCAUGGAGAAAGCAUUAUGAAAGUGAAUCUAGCCAGACUUACACUCUUCCACAUGGAGCAAGGAAUGUCUCCAGAAGAGGCGGCCGACACCGCAUUAAAUUACAUGAAGACCAGGGUGCAGGGUACGGGGGGACUCAUCGUCGUUAGCAAGGAGGGAGAAUGGACUGCCAAAUGGUCCACCUACUCCAUGCCUUGGGCGGCAGUCAAGGACGGCCAACUGCAGUACGGCCUCAAUCCUGGAGAAGUCUGUCCACCUGAGGCCCUCAAAGCUUAAAAGUUUCUCCAUCGUGAAGAGGAGCGUUCCGGUGGAGCGGAGGCAGUGAAUAAUCGGAUUCUUUGGUCUGGAGCUACGAAUAAAGUUAGUGGGGGGGGUGGGGGGUUAUGGGGCUGGGCUCCCACCUUGAAGGGUUUCAGUCCGUCUAGUCGGGAUGUGAGCAGGAGCCGGCCAGCAACGUGUUUUUUUUCCCCUCGUGGAGGAUCAGUGGUGACCACUUUGACAGGCGGGUCUCAAGAAGGUGGCUCUCUGCCACUUGCCCCCAGCUUAAUAACUCCAGCGAUUGAUUCUGCCCCUGGCUGGCAUGGAGACAGUUAAGAAUCCUAGUGAGGGGUGAGACCUUAAUUUGUCCCGUUUCGGGAUUACUGAUGGAACCGUCCCUGUCGGAUCAGACUCGUUACCCAGAAAUCGUGUCUUUGGGCUUGUGUGAACUCCUGUCGUGCGGUCCAUCGCGGCGUUACAAUGGGAGGAAUGAGCUUGUUUGUGCCUGGCCGAGGAGGAAGUGACACGGUAUAGCAGAGUCUGUACCUAGAACAUCCAGUGUUCUGUUUUCUUUUCCGUCCCCACCACCCCCCGCUGAGAGUUUAGAGGGCCUGUUCCCAAGCUUUGAAGGCAGUGAAAGGAAAGGAAAGAUCCCAGCUAAGGAAAUGCUAACAAUGUGCCUCUUUAUGCUGGAAAUAGCACUUACUGGGAAAUUUUUACUACCGACUUAAUUAGCAUUUCGGCCAAACUCUGGCUAGGGCUGGGCUCCAACCUCUCACUCUGAAAGACUAGCACAUCUAAACUGCAUUGUAUACUGUGAAAAUACCAAUAAACAUGUAUUUUGAAAGAA
Messenger RNA from Tachyglossus aculeatus (Australian echidna), 1849 nucleotides. RefSeq names its product asparaginase and isoaspartyl peptidase 1 (gene ASRGL1). The record is from RefSeq and is a predicted model, not a curated record. The transcript is spliced from 7 exons. Gene Ontology annotation, molecular function: asparaginase activity. The coding region runs from base 82 to 1017 and encodes 311 amino acids. NCBI's taxonomy places the organism in Eukaryota, Metazoa, Chordata, Mammalia, Monotremata, Tachyglossidae.